Messenger RNA from Drosophila navojoa, 1819 nucleotides. RefSeq names its product Maltase B1 (gene Mal-B1). The record is from RefSeq and is a predicted model, not a curated record. Lineage: Eukaryota; Metazoa; Arthropoda; Insecta; Diptera; Drosophilidae. Gene Ontology annotation, biological process: carbohydrate metabolic process.
CUUUAUGGAGUGCGGAUGGCUUCGAAACUAUUGAACCUAGUCUUGUGCUUGUGCUGGCUGCUUGCCCAGACGCAGGCAGAUUCGGCAAAGGAUAAGAACGCAAAGGAGGUGGACGACAACUGGUGGCGUAAUGAGGUCUUUUAUCAGAUCUAUCCCAGAUCCUUCAAGGACAGCAAUGGCGAUGGCAUUGGUGAUCUGAAGGGCAUCACCUCCAAGCUGCCAUACUUUGUGGAGACAGGCAUCACGUCCAUUUGGCUGAGCCCCAUUUACUCGUCGCCCAUGGUGGACUUCGGUUACGAUAUUUCUGACUACAGGGACAUUCAUCCGGACUACGGUACUUUAGAUGACUUUGAUGAACUUAUCGCCGCCGCCAAUCAGCUGGGAAUCAAGAUCAUUCUUGACUUUGUGCCCAAUCACAGCUCUGACCAACAUGACUGGUUCAAAAAGUCCGCUGCUAGAGUCCCUGGCUACGAGGAUUUCUAUGUCUGGGAAGAUGGCACUGAAGAGAAUGGUGUACGCAAGCCGCCCAACAAUUGGGUGUCCGUGUUCUCUGGCUCCGCCUGGGAGUGGCACGAUGAGCGGAAACAAUUUUAUCUGCGUCAAUUCACCAAGGGACAGCCCGAUCUGAAUUAUCGUAAUCCUGCUGUGCUGCAGGCCAUGGACGCUGUUCUGACCUACUGGCUGAAACGGGGCGUGUCCGGCUUCCGCAUCGAUGCCGUCAUCUAUGUCUAUGAAGAUAAGCAGCUGCGUGACGAGCCAUUGAGCGGAGCCACAAGCGAUCCCAACUCCGUUGACUAUCUGGACCACAUCUAUACUAGAAAUCAAGAGGAAAACUACGGCCUAAUUCAGCAUUGGCGCAAACUGCUCGAUGACUAUUCGGCAAAAUAUGGAGGACCAGCGCGAAUUAUGAUGACCGAGGGCUAUGCGGAGCUGUCGCAAGUAAUGGAGUACUAUGAGGACGAGAAUGGCGUGCAGGGCUCCAACUUCCCCUUCAACUUUGACUUUAUAACCGAGCUGAACUCAGAGUCGUCGGCUCCGGACUUUGUCUUCACUAUUCAGAGAUGGUUGACCUACAUGCCGCCUGGACACGCGGCCAACUGGGUGAUGGGCAAUCAUGACAAUCCCCGUGUUGCGUCCAGAUAUGGUGCCAAGUCGGUCGACGCCAUGAACAUGCUAUUGAUGACUCUACCGGGCAUUGGCAUUACCUACAAUGGUGAGGAGCUGGGUAUGGAGGACUAUCGUGACAUUAGCUUUGAGGAUACAGUGGAUCAGCCCGCAUGUGAAGCUGGUAAGGAUGACUACAAGUGGAUUUCCCGCGAUCCCGAGCGCACGCCAAUGCAGUGGAGUGACGAGAAGAAUGCCGGCUUCUCCACGGCCGAUUCCACCUGGUUGCCAGUGCAUCCUAACUAUCAGGAACUGAAUUUAGCCAAUCAGCAGUUGGCACCGUCCAGUCACUAUAAGGUCUACCAGUCCCUGAUCAAGCUGAGGAGCUCUAAGGUGCUAAAGGACGGUACAUAUACCGCCCAGGCUCUCAAUAGACGUGUUUUUGCGCUCAAGCGCGAGCUGAGGGGCCAGCCCAGCCUGUUGACCGUCAUAAACGUGAGCAAUCGCACCCAGCAGGUGGAUGUCAGCGACUUUAUCGAUUUACCCAAUCGCCUUACUCUUCUGGUUGUCGGAGUCAAUUCCCAGUACAGAGUGGGCGAUCGUCUCAAGCCAGAUGAAAUCAGGCUGACGCCCUACGAAGGUUUAGUUAUACAGCUUAAGCCCAGCAAAUAACUUAGCAUAUUGCGAAUGCUACAAAUAAAGUUUAUUAUGAAAA